CUGUUGCUGUUCACCGGCAAUGAUACAGCAAACACGGGCUGCGUAAGACACACCGAGAUGGACUUAGCGAGCACUUUUUACCACUACAAAGACGGAUAUUAUUUAGACACCUUUGUCUACUGACGGCAGACGGACUUUAUUCUUCCAAAGGCUCAUUUUUGUUUCGGGGAAAAGACUCGCCGUUCAUGAGAGGAAUGGAUGCGACGGCUGGUUUCCUGCGACAUACACCGGCCAGCUAAGAAGCUUCCACAAUCACUUUGAAGACCACCUGAGUGCACCUUAACUAUUCGGGACUAGACUUAUUUCUGUGUGUUUAAUGUGACACGAAUGUCCGCAAAAUAAUUAUAAGUAGCAGUGAAAAAGUACACCAAGUUCUAGAAGAGCGUGGCUUAUCGCUACAGCUUUACGCUAACCAACGGCUAGCUGAAUCUCGCAUUCUUUGUUUAUAUUAUUUGCUUCACUGAAUACAGUGUUUGAUUACUACUUGUGUUGAGAAGAGGGACGUCGCUAAUAAGCUCGCGUUUCAGCCGAAUUACUGCCUGCAACACUGAACUUGAUUUUAAAGGACAUAAAUCAUCUGACUUAUCACUUAUGGCUCGUUAGUAUCGCGGUACUGCAGCUGACCCAGCUAACGUUAGCUAGCAUCUGUGUUAGCUAGUAGGUAGCGCCGUCAGCCACUUCUUGGCCUUUUAGUAACUCCUAGACUGUGAAAAUGCACCACCAGGAUUUUUCUGGAGACCCGCCUGGGACCGGGGGCAGGAAAACGGCUUACCACUACAGGAGGGGCAGUAGCGGCGCGUCUGCCUCCUCUGCAGCCGGUGGCAGUGGCGUCAACACGGCUGACGACAAUCCAACCCAGCCUGGAUCCUCUUCUCCCGGACUCCACCACCAGCCCCAGUCUCAAGUGGCCGGCGCUCAGGUGAAGAAGAAGAGUGGCUUCCAGAUAACAAGCGUCACCUCAGCUCAGAUCAAUGUGAGCGGCAACAACAGUUUAGCAGACGACACUGAGAGCUAUGAUGAUAUGGACGAGUCCCACACAGAAGACCUCUCCUCCUCUGAUAUGCUGGAUGUUUCCGUCUCCAGGGCCACGGAUACAGGUGUGCCGGAGAGAAGCUCUUCUGAUGAGACAUUGAACAGUCUCCACGGGGUUGACACACCUGGACUUGUGUCACCCAAUGAGCCUCUUCACCCUCAUUCCAUCCCUCAGGGGUCUCACCAGCACACCUCUAUGGUAAAUGGGACCAUGCAUCAUCAUUAUUAUCCUCAGCAACACAGCCAGUCCCACCAUCAUCACUCUGAUAGCUUGGGAGGAGCUGAACCCUCAUUACCAGCUCUUCCCAUUGCUCCCAUGGCUACUUCCAGCCCAGCUACAAUUUCCAAAGCUGGACCUAGCCAGUCCCAGAGGCCACUGAUGUUGGAUAACACUACGCCUGCAGGUGGGACAACCCAACCAUUAGCCCCGAUUGUUGGUGGGACUGCAGUUGAUCCACUUCAACAACCCAGUAUGAACAUUUGUAAUGUGUCUGCUGUCAGUGCUGCUGCGGUUCCUCCUUCUGGGCCUGCAGUCUUUGACAGCACUAGUUUGAGUGGACAAGUAGCUUCUGUUGGAGGAGGACCAGGCCCGUCUGCUGCAGUCCCCAACACUCAAACCCAGCACACCCAAACUCAGACAGCUACUGGUUCUCGUUUUAGGGUGGUCAAACUAGACACAAAUUCUGAACCAUUCCGCAAAGGAAGAUGGACGUGUACAGAGUAUUAUGAAAAGGAGAUUCCUCAUCCAACUACAGCUGAGGCACCAAAAGGUGCAGAGGUGGCUGCAGAGACUGAGGCAGGUAAUGCGGGGAUUAGUCAGGGCAUACCUGCUGUACAGCCACUUCACACAUUGCAGCCCUAUCAGCCGCCAAACCAGGACUUCACUAGUCCUCAAACCAUGCAGAGCCCACCACAGGGACUGGCCCAAACCACUCCUCUCACCUAUGUUUCACCCCAGGAGGUUGUUGGUGGGGCUCACAUGCAGAAACCAGUGGCUCCUCUCUCUCUCCCUACAGCAACACCACAGGCCGGUUUAAGUCAGGCUCCCCCUGUAAUAUCCCAGCAGCUUCCCUACACUGUGGAUACCCAGCAGGCUCAACCACAGGGAGGUUACCCUGCAUCUCAGCUCCAUGCCGGGGUCAUGGCCCCGGGAAGUGUCCGGCAGCCAGACUUUAUCCAGCCCACUGCUCCCUUCCAGACCCAGGUCCAGCCUCCACUGCCACAUGUCACAACAGGUAUCUCCAUAACACCAGUUCCAGGGGUCACAGCACAGCAGCCUGUCAGCAUUGCUCAGCAGCUGCCCCAUCAAGGUCAGGUAGCCCCACCUGUCCAGGCAACAUUUGCAGGACAGCCGCAGACCCUCCCAGCACAGCCUCACCCACAGCCACCAGUCCAGCCCCCCUCCACUGCCCCAGUCCCAGUUGCGCACGCCCAUGGAAACCCCUACAUGCCUCUGACUGCUGUCCUCCAGCCCCUCCUCACACCAGGCGCUACCUUCACCCAGGUCCCUGGAGGAGGGAGCUCCAUAAAAACCUUACAGCUGGAGGACGCCCAGAAGCUUCUGCUCCAGCACCAAGGCCUACUGGGUUUGCCCAGGCUGGGGGCAGCAACUGGUGGAGUCGGGGCUGCGGAGGUCAGCGGUGCUGCUGGAACACUGGCCCACAUGGGGAUGUCAGCUGAGGCCAGCGCCUUCAUGGCUGCUGCUGCUGCAGGCCUUAGGACUCAGCAUGCUGAAGGAGAGGAUGACAGCUCUUCCGGUGCAAGUGUGGUGGCCAUUGACAACAAGAUUGAACAAGCAAUGGACCUGGUGAAGAGCCACCUGAUGUACGCCGUGCGGGAGGAGGUGGAGGUGCUGAAGGAGCAGAUCAAAGAGCUGAUCGAGCGCAACACUCAGCUGGAGCAGGAGAACAACCUGCUCAAGAACCUGGCCAGCCCCGAACAGAUGGCUCAGUUCCAGGCGCAGGUCCAGACCGGCGGCUCCCCGACCGGCACCAGUCAGCCUCCGGCCCCGACCCCAGCCGGGACCACACAAGUCCUCCCAUCCACACAGAGCUCCGGUACGUCUGCAUAACACAGAAGCUGCACACGGAAGACCCCCCUGAGGAUGUGAGGAUGGGGGGGGGGUAGGUGGGAGGAAGAGGAGGAGUUGUCGUCUUGCCAUACUGUGAACUGACUCUAUGCCACUGACCGUCUUGAGGAGCGCUCACCUCACCUUAACCGGAGGACAAAAACCCAACUUUCUUUUGUUGCACAUUUAAUUUAAGUGAAAGACUUUGGAGUUGCACCGGUGUGUGUGGUGUCCCCAUUUUGUCUCCGACUUCCAUUACCUGCUUCGGACAAUCGUUGUCGUGGUGGUCGUGAUCAUUGUCCUCAUGGUGAUUAAGGGGGGGGGGGGCAGAGCUGACAGGAACUGACAGUCGACCCUUACAGCUGCCGCCAUUGUUCAGGGCCACCGUGAAGGGAAGAGCUAACGUAGGGCUCUGCCAUUUAGGAGCGCACGCUUUUGUCAGCGUGACCUGUGGAAAGGGUGCCAUCGUUUUUGCCCAACCCCCACCUCAACCCAGCACUGUCCAUCUGCACACGCUUUGAACGUUUCACUUGGCAUCAUCUUGUUUUAUGUUUUUUAAUUUCCAGUCUUUCUGUGCUGCGCUCGAUGCACUUUUUUUUUUCAGAUGAUACUGACAAUGGAAGAUUCGUACGACCCAUCUGGAAUGGGAGUCAAAUAGUCCAGCUGACUCUUUUCUUUCUCGCAGCAUCUGAAGAUGACGAGAGUCUUGAUACUCUGGUGGGUGGGUGGGGGGGGUUGGGGGGUAAAGAAUAAUGAAAUAUAUAUUAGCUGUGCCUAUUUGUUGACUUUAAGAACUGAGUUCUUUUCAAGGUUCAUGCCGCCGUCCCCACCCUGAACAUGCUCUCCCUUUUCUUGGAUGGAGCAUUUAACAUUUAUGCAGGGAAUCAACAAAUUAUUUUCUUUUUUUUUUUUUUUUUUUUAGGCUUGGAAACAUUUGGGAUUUAUUUUUGUCUGUUUUGCUCUUGUUGAUGUAAUUGAUGUCCUAGUGAUCUGUAAAAAAUAAUUAACAGAGAGGCUAAUAAGUAGGACAUGACUGUUUCUAGGUAGUGAACUUUGUACAGAUUAAAAAUUUCCAAUUAAACUCUGCCAAGUGCCUGGUUUCUAACCAUAGAUCUAUGGUUUUGCCAGGUUUUGAUCUACCUGUGAUGUGAAUACUCAGGGUGGGAACAGAAGAGGAUUCUUGACCUUGACACUAAGAUAUGCUGUCUCUCCUGCAGUGACACACGGCUUCGUACUGUAUGCUCUGCCGUCUCUUAAACUCACUCGCUCAAAUUAUCUGGACUGUUUUACCAUUUGGGGACGUGUAGUUGUUUUUUAAGGAAUGGCGAUGAUGAUUUUUUUUGUUGUUGUAAUUUUUUAUUUUUUUGGUCCUUUGUACAGCCAAGUGUUUGAGUUGCUCAUAGUGCAACUGGAGCGCUGAACACAAAUAAUGAGACACUUGGCAGAGAAAAAAAUAAAUAGGAAAAUGCCAAGCACAAGUAUGUUGAUGUUUUGUGCAUGUUCCUCAACCCAUCACAAAUGUGACGUUACAUUUGCACUAGACAGUUGCACCUCAAAUAAAAAAUGAAAACAAAAAAGCAAA
Micropterus salmoides (largemouth bass) is the source of this 4682-nucleotide messenger RNA. RefSeq lists its product as uncharacterized. The transcript has 3 exons. Gene Ontology annotation, biological process: regulation of transcription by RNA polymerase II. The record is from RefSeq and is a predicted model, not a curated record. Lineage: Eukaryota; Metazoa; Chordata; Actinopteri; Centrarchiformes; Centrarchidae. The coding region runs from base 713 to 3103 and encodes 796 amino acids.